This is a messenger RNA of Lingula anatina, 3890 nucleotides long. RefSeq names its product mitogen-activated protein kinase 14-like. Gene Ontology annotation, molecular function: MAP kinase activity; ATP binding. Gene Ontology annotation, biological process: protein phosphorylation. The record is from RefSeq and is a predicted model, not a curated record. Lineage: Eukaryota; Metazoa; Brachiopoda; Lingulata; Lingulida; Lingulidae.
CGUGGAGAUACCACAACGAUUGAUGGCGGAAGCCGGAAAUUCAGCCCAGGCGAUCAAGCCUGGGUUCUACCGUCUUGAACUUAACAAAGCGGUCUGGGAGGUUCCCGAACGUUACCAAAUGCUGCAGCCCGUGGGAUCAGGCGCCUAUGGUCAAGUUUGCUCAGCAGUAGACACGCACAGCUCCCAAAAAGUGGCCAUAAAAAAGCUGGCGAGGCCGUUCCAGUCCCCCAUCCAUGCCAAGAGGACGUACAGGGAAAUACGCAUGUUGAAACAUAUGAACCAUGAAAACAUAAUUGGCCUGUUAGAUGUGUUUACUCCCACAGAUACAUUGGAGGAAUUUCAGGAUGUAUAUUUGGUGACAGCUUUGAUGGGUGCUGAUCUUAACAACAUCAUCAAGACACAGAAGCUUAGUGAUGACCACGUGCAGUUUCUAGUCUACCAGAUCUUACGAGGUUUAAAGUAUGUCCAUUCAGCAGGCAUCAUACACAGGGACUUGAAACCCAGUAAUAUUGCAGUAAAUGAAGACUGUGAGUUAAAAAUUUUAGACUUUGGGCUGGCCCGGCAUGCAGAUGAUGAAAUGACGGGUUACGUGGCAACAAGGUGGUACAGAGCUCCUGAGAUUAUGCUGAACUGGAUGCAUUAUAACCAAACAGUUGACAUUUGGUCUGUUGGCUGUAUAAUGGCUGAACUCAUGACUGGCAAGACACUCUUCCCCGGCACAGAUCAUAUUGACCAGUUGACUAGGAUAAUGAGUUUAGUGGGGACACCAGAUGACCGUCUGCUGGCCAAGAUAACCAGUGACGAGGCACGAAGGUAUAUUAAGUCACUGCCAACUACGCCAAAAAGAGAGUUCAAACAGUGCUUCUUACAAGCCAAUCCAUUAGCUGUGGACCUCCUGGAGAGGAUGCUGGACCUUGAUGCUGACACUCGGUACACUGCAAAACAGGCGCUGGGCCACCCUUACCUCAAACAAUAUGCAGACCCCUCGGACGAACCAGAAUCUGAGCCCUACGACCAGUCCUUUGAGGACAAGGAGUAUGAUAUCCCAGUCUGGAAAAGGCUAAUAUAUGAAGAAGUGACAAACUUUGAGCCUAAGCACUUAGAUGAACAGCAAGAAAUGUGUAUGUAAGAAUACUUCCCCUGUUUGUCUUUGUUCAUGGACUCAGCGAGACAGAGAGAGAGACAAAAUACCGCAAAAAGUGCUUUUGUUGAAGAGUGCCCUCUACAGGUCUUUCAGCUGCCUUUGUACUGUACGACAAGAAUUAAUCCGGCUUUGAACACAACAGAUGCUCUUCUGUAAGUGGAGGAAUGAAAAUGUGUAAAGUCGAAUUCCUGGACUCAUUUCUUUGGAUGAUAAUUCAAAACCUUGUUAACUUUAAGCAUUCAUACCUUGCAAAAAGUCUCGUCUGAACAGGGGGGUGUGGGAUUUAAGUCUGACACCCCCUUCCUUCCAGGGCCCUCAAAGAAAUAAGAAAACGGGUUUCUUUCUCCUAGUUCAGCAACGAGAUAUAUGCUACAUGUGUGGACAAUAACAAAUACAGUAACAGUAGUUAGUAUCAUAUACAUAUAUAGGGACAACAGUGAUAUUAGCAGUGACGUACAAAGGUCUAGACAUAAGUAUAAAGAAUGGCUGAGUCAGCAUAUUGACAGUGGAACCUCCACCAAUAAUGCAGUAGGUAAUAUAUAUAGAAAAGUGGCAUUUAGAUAAUGUAGAAAUAAUAAAUAUUAUAUAAAUUAGGCAGAUUGGCAAGCACCUCGCUCAUAAUUUUAAGUAGUUUUUAUUUGGCUGCUGAUGUUUUCAAAUUGUCCAAAAAUUUCUUGAUUGUUGACAUGAACAGAGACAAUAAGGUUGUUGAACAAAAUUGUAUAGAUGAAGUUAAACAGUAGUCUCGGUGAUCAAAAUUAUAUAACUGCCAGGUUAUAGCAAAGUAAUAUGUUUGUAAUGGGUGGCCACAGAUUCAUAUGCAGAAAAAGCUAUCAUAUUCAUUGAUCCACACUCUUCAUUUAAAAAGAAACCUCAAGACAAUAUGCAUGUUGAAAGGUUGCUGGAUGAAGAUGGAUGUUUUUUAUGAUAAAGGAAAUCCAAAAGUGCAUUCUUCCUCCCUGAAGUUCUGGGGCCUGUUAAUGGUUGACAAAAGAACACAGCUCAAAAGUUUAACAAAAAGGAAUUCUUUGAUUCAAGAAAACUUUGUUGUAGUCCUCUAAAUCAUGGCAGUUGCGUGUCUGAAGCAUUUUUUUUAGUUUUUGUAAAACAGGCCCUUUAAAAUGGACUAUGACAGACUUAUCCUGAGCGAAAAGACCAAGAAAUUUCCUUCUUGAGUUUUGACUAACAUUGACUGAAGUUGUUUUCUGGGGCCCUGUUUGAAUCCCUCUCUUCAUUCUCUGGGUCACUUUGUAACUGUGAUGUACGCCAGGGCUGGGAGAGAUUUACCUGCUGAUUAAUGUGUCUUUAGAUUUUCUACUUUGUUUUUCAUUCAUGCUUCUUUGCUUCCUUUGUACAUAUUUGCCCUUUCCCAUAAAAAAGAAAAAAUAAGUGAACAAAAUUACUCGAGUGGUGUGAUAAAAAUUUCACCACUAAUGUAACAGGAUCCUGCAUCUCGGUGGCUUGGAGUAGGAUAUUCUUGCACAAUUUUAGUCUCAUAGUCUCAACAGAUCAACAAAUUUUUUUGGAGAAAUUUACACUCAGCUUGUCAAAUGCGAGCAGCUGAGUGGUGUGAUUUUCUACUGUUGUAAUUCAAAUUGAAUGAUUUGUAAAAAAAUAAAUGAAGCUGAUCCAGUUGGAUGUACUGCCCAAUGACAGUCUUCGUAUGGAAAAUUUGUUAUUUAUCAACACAUGUUCAACUGUGCAAUUUGUUCUUGAGUGAGAUAACUUUCCCUUAAGCCCCCAUUACACUGGACGGUAUUCUUUCUGCGUCUUUUGUAUGACCAUGAAACUGGUAUCGCUGUGAUCGUAGAAAGGAGGCACAAGCAUCGCUUUGUUUGCAGAAUGAAUGCUCAGUGAUUGGCCAGUUGUCGGCACGUAAAGUUUUUUUUUUUAACUCUCAAACGGGGCCAUAUUACAGGAUGCAGAAAGGAUGCCGUCCAGUGUAAAGGGGUUUUUACUUGUUUUAUACACCAUGGAUUGAGGAUUUAUAUUCAGCUUGGCAUUUGUGGUGUUUGGUUUGUUUAUAUUAAUACUUAAUUCCAUCACAGCAAUGUUAUAUAAUUACUAUUCUUCUGGUUUUGUUACAACAUGUAAUCUGUAUAUAUUGUUUUUAUAGACUGUUAUCACAAAAUAUUAUUUGUGAUGCUUUUUUAUAUCGGCUGAUGUGGACAUGUAAUUAGGUCAAAAUGCAGGUGAACUAAUUUGUUUCAAGCCACAAUCAGUGUAUAAAGAAUACAAAAAAAAGCUUGUACAAAUAGUUAUGGCCCCUUUCACAUCGAAUGGCAAUUUUCUGUAUCGCCUCAGUUUGAGAGUGACAACUUAAUAGGCAGGGUAUUUUGUAAAUGAGUCGCCUCAACAGAGUCCCUGCACCCCUCUGGGAUAGUCUAACUGGCUUGAUACAGAAAACUGCCGCUCAAUGUGACGAGGCCUUAUGUAAUUAAUUGCUUGGUAUAAUAAAAUAUCUCAAGUACCCCCAGCUGUGUUGAUAUGGUAGUUCAAACCAUGAAUUGAACUAUACCAAUUUCUACAGAAGAGAUAUAUGCAGCAGUUAAAGAUUUUACGAGAACACCUUGACAAAGUUUUAACUUGCUAUUAAAUGGAGAUACAAUCUACUAGGAGAUGACUGUAUUUAUUAUGCAAGAAAAAUUAUAAUCAGCAAGGUUAAAUGUUGCCUACAAAAAUGAUGCUUGCACAGAAAAUGCAAAUAUUUGACAUUCUGAUGAAAAUAAAAACAUUUGAAAUUUUU